UAAUCCCCGCACCAAGCGCUUAACCUCAUUGGGGUGGAGGAGAAGGCGGCGGCUCUCUGGUCCGCAGCGGCAACAGUAACGAAAAACAGGGCUAAUGGACUGCUGAAUUAUGAAGUAUUUCAGACCCAAUAGUAGAACAUCACUCUGCCACUCACUCCUUUAUCUCCUACUUGUUAUUUAAACUGGACUUUUAAUAUCCUACCAGCUGCUCUUCAGACACACAUGGUGCAUUGUUGCCAUUCCCCAGAUUGCAUCUUUGAAACACAGGCUCUUAGUAACCUUCAGCGAACAAAGAGGCAACCUCCCAGAUACGUCUGCUGGGAGGGAGUCAUCUUGACUGCCCUCUAGCUUUUGCUGGAUCUGGAUUUGAAUUCCAGUAUGGAGCCUCGCAUGGAGUCCUGCCUGGCGCAGGUGUUGCAGAAGGAUGUGGGGAAACGAUUGCAGGUUGGCCAAGAACUGAUAGACUAUUUCUCAGACAAACAGAAGUCUGCUGACCUUGAGCAUGACCAGACCAUGUUAGAUAAACUUGUGGAUGGACUUGCUACAUCUUGGGUGAACUCUAGCAAUUACAAGGUGGUUCUGCUGGGCAUGGACAUCCUGUCCGCCCUGGUGACCCGGCUGCAGGAUCGGUUCAAGGCGCAGAUCGGCACAGUGCUGCCAAGUCUAAUAGACAGACUAGGAGAUGCUAAAGACUCUGUGAGGGAGCAGGACCAAACUCUGCUGCUAAAGAUCAUGGAUCAAGCUGCUAAUCCCCAGUACGUAUGGGACAGAAUGCUUGGAGGCUUCAAACACAAGAAUUUCCGUACUCGAGAAGGCAUCUGUCUCUGCCUUAUAGCAACACUCAAUGCCUCUGGAGCACAGACUUUAACACUAAGCAAGAUUGUGCCACAUAUAUGCAACUUACUUGGAGAUCCAAACAGCCAGGUUCGAGAUGCAGCAAUAAACAGCUUAGUGGAAAUUUACAGACAUGUAGGAGAACGUGUGAGGGCAGAUCUCAGUAAAAAAGGAUUGCCACAGUCCCGGUUGAAUGUAAUUUUUACAAAAUUUGAUGAAGUCCAGAAAUCUGGAAACAUGAUACAAUCUGCAAAUGAUAAAAAUUUCGAUGAUGAAGAUUCUGUGGAUGGUAACAGACCUUCCUCUGCUAGUUCUACAUCAUCCAAGGCUCCACCAAGUUCUCGGAGAAACGUUGGAAUGGGAACCACCCGCCGGCUUGGUUCAUCCACCCUUGGAUCCAAGUCUUCAGCUGCAAAAGAAGGAGCUGGUGCUGUUGAUGAAGAGGAUUUUAUUAAAGCAUUUGAUGAUGUACCUGUAGUACAGAUUUAUUCCAGCCGAGACCUUGAGGAAUCCAUAAACAAAAUUAGGGAAAUACUAUCUGAUGACAAGCACGAUUGGGAGCAGAGAGUAAAUGCUCUAAAAAAGAUUAGAUCUUUACUUUUGGCUGGUGCUGCUGAGUAUGAUAACUUCUUUCAACAUUUGCGUCUUUUGGAUGGAGCCUUUAAACUCUCUGCUAAGGAUCUGCGGUCUCAGGUAGUGCGGGAGGCUUGUAUCACGUUGGGGCAUCUGUCAUCAGUUCUGGGGAAUAAGUUUGACCAUGGAGCUGAAGCCAUUAUGCCAACUAUCUUUAAUUUAAUUCCAAACAGUGCCAAAAUUAUGGCCACAUCUGGUGUUGUAGCUGUUAGGUUAAUUAUUCGGCACACACACAUCCCUAGGUUAAUACCUGUCAUAACAAGCAACUGUACCUCUAAGUCUGUCGCAGUUAGAAGGCGCUGUUUUGAAUUUUUAGAUUUGCUUUUACAAGAAUGGCAGACACAUUCACUAGAACGACACAUAUCAGUAUUAGCUGAAACAAUAAAGAAGGGAAUACAUGAUGCUGAUUCCGAAGCAAGAAUAGAAGCCAGAAAAUGUUACUGGGGUUUCCACAGUCACUUCAGCAGAGAAGCAGAGCACUUAUACCACACCUUGGAGUCCUCCUACCAGAAAGCCCUGCAGUCCCACCUGAAGAACUCAGACAGCAUAGUGUCUCUGCCUCAGUCAGACCGCUCGUCUUCCAGCUCUCAAGAGAGUCUAAAUCGUCCGCUGUCUGCCAAAAGAAGUCCUACUGGAAGUACCACAUCUAGAGCUUCUACAGUUAGUACCAAGUCUGUGUCAACGACUGGGUCCCUCCAGCGAUCUCGAAGUGAUAUUGAUGUGAACGCAGCAGCCAGUGCCAAAUCCAAAGUCUCCUCAUCUUCGGGCACGACGCCUUUCAGCUCUGCAGCGGCUUUGCCUCCGGGGUCAUACGCAUCCUUAGAUGGUACUACCACUAAAGCGGAGGGUCGGGUCCGCACAAGAAGGCAAAGCUCUGGGAGUGCCACCAAUGUCGCCUCUACACCUGAUAACCGGGGCCGCAGUCGCGCUAAAGUGGUUUCACAGUCCCAGCGAUCCAGAUCUGCUAAUCCUGCUGGUGCUGGCAGCCGGUCAAGUUCCCCAGGAAAAUUGUUGGGAAGUGGUUAUGGUGGACUUGCUGGGGGCUCCUCACGAGGCCCACCUGUGACACCGUCUUCAGAAAAGCGAAGCAAGAUUCCCAGGAGCCAGGGAUGUAGCCGGGAAACAAGUCCAAACCGAAUAGGAUUAGCACGGAGCAGCCGUAUCCCUCGACCCAGCAUGAGUCAGGGGUGCAGCCGCGAUACCAGCCGUGAGAGCAGCCGAGAUACAAGCCCUGCUCGGGGCUUUCCUCCACUUGCCUCUCGACGUCAUUCCAGGUCCACUAGUGCUCUCUCCACUGCUGAAUCUGUUGGGCAGUCAGAUCGGUUUGGGCUUGGCCAGCCAGGAAGAAUACCUGGUUCUGUGAAUGCCAUGAGAGUUCUGAGCACAAGUACAGAUCUUGAAGCUGCUGUUGCCGAUGCUUUGCUGUUAGGAGACUCCAGGAGCAAGAAGAAGCCUGUGAGGAGGAGAUAUGAGCCGUAUGGGAUGUAUUCUGACGAUGAUGCCAACAGUGAUGCCUCAAGUGUUUGCUCUGAGCGCUCAUAUGGCUCCAGGAAUGGUGGCAUUCCCCAUUAUCUGCGGCAGACUGAGGAUGUAGCAGAAGUUCUCAACCACUGUGCUAGUUCAAACUGGUCAGAAAGGAAAGAAGGGCUUCUGGGCCUGCAGAACUUACUGAAGAGCCAAAGAACACUGAGUCGAGUUGAACUGAAAAGGUUAUGUGAGAUCUUCACUCGGAUGUUUGCUGACCCUCAUAGCAAGAGAGUUUUCAGUAUGUUUUUGGAGACUCUUGUGGAUUUUAUAAUAAUUCAUAAGGAUGAUUUACAAGACUGGCUUUUUGUUCUUCUCACACAAUUACUUAAGAAAAUGGGAGCAGAUUUACUUGGAUCUGUGCAAGCAAAAGUUCAAAAGGCUCUAGAUGUCACAAGGGACUCCUUUCCAUUUGAUCAACAAUUUAACAUUUUGAUGAGAUUUAUUGUGGAUCAAACUCAAACUCCAAACCUCAAGGUCAAAGUUGCAAUCCUGAAGUACAUUGAGUCUCUGGCCAGACAGAUGGAUCCAACAGAUUUUGUAAACUCUAGUGAGACAAGGCUUGCUGUUUCUAGAAUCAUAACCUGGACAACAGAACCAAAGAGUUCAGACGUGAGAAAGGCAGCACAGAUUGUGCUAAUCUCUCUGUUUGAAUUGAAUACUCCUGAAUUUACCAUGUUACUUGGUGCCUUGCCAAAAACAUUCCAGGAUGGUGCCACCAAACUCCUGCACAACCACCUCAAGAAUUCCAGUAACACCAGUGUGGGCUCUCCAAGCAAUACGAUUGGCCGGACGCCCUCCCGACACACCAGCAGCAGGACCAGCCCCCUGACCUCACCCACCAACUGUUCCCAUGGGGGUCUGUCUCCAAGUCGGUUAUGGGGUUGGAGUGCCGACGGGUUAGCGAAGCACCCACCUCCCUUUUCUCAGCCUAACUCCAUCCCCACCGCUCCCUCCCACAAGGCUCUCAGGCGCUCUUACUCUCCCAGCAUGCUGGACUAUGAUACAGAGAACCUGAACUCUGAAGAAAUCUAUAGUUCUCUACGUGGAGUUACAGAAGCCAUUGAAAAGUUUAGUUUUCGAAGCCAAGAAGAUCUGAAUGAGCCAAUUAAACGAGAUGGCAAAAAGGAGUGUGAUAUUGUGUCCCGCGAUGGGGGUGCUGCCUCCCCUGCCACCGAGGGCCGGGGGGGUAGCGAGGUAGAAGGAGGCCGGACAGCUCUGGAUAACAAGACCUCGCUACUCAACACCCAGCCUCCGCGCGCCUUCCCAGGGCCGCGGGCGCGAGACUACAACCCGUACCCCUAUUCGGAUGCCAUCAACACCUACGACAAGACCGCCCUGAAAGAGGCUGUGUUCGAUGACGACAUGGAGCAGCUUCGAGACGUGCCCAUCGACCAUUCUGACCUGGUGGCUGACCUUCUGAAAGAGCUGUCCAACCACAACGAGCGAGUGGAGGAACGGAAGGGAGCCCUGCUGGAGCUGCUCAAGAUCACGCGGGAAGACAGCCUUGGUGUCUGGGAGGAGCACUUCAAGACCAUUCUGCUCCUGCUGCUGGAGACCCUUGGAGACAAAGACCAUUCAAUUCGAGCACUGGCGUUGAGAGUUUUGAGGGAAAUUCUGAGAAAUCAACCAGCAAGAUUUAAAAACUAUGCCGAGCUGACGAUUAUGAAGACUCUGGAAGCCCACAAAGACUCCCAUAAGGAGGUGGUGAGAGCAGCUGAGGAGGCUGCGUCCACACUGGCCAGUUCCAUCCACCCAGAGCAGUGCAUCAAGGUGCUCUGCCCCAUCAUCCAGACGGCCGACUACCCCAUCAACCUUGCUGCCAUCAAGAUGCAGACCAAAGUCGUCGAGAGGAUCGCAAAGGAGUCAUUGCUGCAGCUCCUCAUCGACAUCAUCCCAGGCUUGCUGCAGGGUUAUGACAACACCGAAAGUAGUGUGCGUAAGGCCAGUGUGUUUUGCUUAGUGGCAAUUUAUUCCGUAAUCGGAGAAGACCUGAAACCUCACCUUGCACAGCUCACAGGGAGCAAGAUGAAGCUACUAAACUUAUAUAUAAAGAGGGCCCAGACCACCAACAGCAACAGCAGCUCCUCCUCCGAUGUCUCCACGCACAGCUAAUGGCAGCACCUGUCUCUUGUGUAGACCUAGAAGCAAUCGGUGGUGCCUCUCAGAGACCUUUCCCCACCCCCUUCAUCGGCUGCCCAGUCAGUACAAGGAGGCCCACAAAUAUUUAUUACAAUCAGUAUUUUGGUCCCUUCCAGCUUUUCUGUAGAAUCUUACUGGUAUUGAAUGUAAAGGAAGCAAGGCCUGUAUUGCAGUCUCAUACAAAACAAAAGGAAUAAGAACAGAAAAGAGCCAUACUGAAACAUGUCUUGUACAGCCUGCUGAGAUAGCGAAACCAUGUGUUUGGGGUGCAGUUUUUAAAAAUCAGAGCGCUCUAGCCACUACUUGGUAGAAAGUAGCAUUUUUUUUCAGUUAAUAACAUAUUUGGGGGUGGGGUGGGGUGUUACUUUGUGUUCCUCCUCCUUAGCCUAUUUUCUUGUGAGUAUGGUCUGUGUGGGGCCCCUUUCACAGCUGACACCAUGAAAGGUGAUAUAUCUUUAAGUUGUGUUCUGAGACCUACUAAAAAUGGGAAUCAAGUCUUGGCAAGAACAGUCUGAAGAUGGCCUUUUAACAAACGCUGGGAAUUUUGCUUGUCAUAUCCAGACUGGAGGCCGACUGCCCUGGCUUUCAGCAUAGAAUUGGGAGUGUACCCCAACAGUCUCCUUCCAGCCCUCCCUAAUCGACUCCGACAAGGUCCCUACCCCAGAGUUUCCAUGCAAAGGAAUUCUUCAAGUUUAAAUCUGGACACAAAACUGAGAUAAAUGUAUGGCAUCAUUUAGGGAUGCCUGAGAUGGCAGUUCAUGAAGCACAGAAGAUAAAGAAGAAGUCUUUCAUCUUUACUGCUGAGAUCCUUGGGAACACUGUUGUCAUGGGGGUUCUGCCAAGACCCUCAUCUCUCUGCUACAUGGUGAUUCAGAUUUAGCACCAACUUCUUUCCUCUCCUUGAAGUUCUGCCUAAGCUGUUCAGUUCUAACAUGGUCUCAAUUAAUCUGGUAAAUGACAUCUUUACCAUCUUAGUUCUGACUUCUCCAUUUAAUGUGGGAUUAAGAGCCAAGAAAAGCCUAGAGAGACUGGAUAUCACAAUUUUUUUUAAUUUUAUAAACUGAAGUAGUUCCUUGAAUGUCUGUUGAUGAAAUAGUCACUGUUUAAGGAAAAAGUAAUUAUGAGGUGUAGCAGAUUGCAGAAAAACAGGAUUAGAAACACACUUAAAAAGAACACACAUUUAGAGUCUCUCUUCCUCCUCAAGGAACCACUAGGCCCCCUUUUUAAAAACACCUUUAGAGCCUAAUUACUCCAAUAAAAGUAACUAGAGGUUUGGAGUCUAGUUAAAUAAAUUCUGAGUAAAAUUCUUAAGCCAAAUGGAAAUUCUUAAUGCAAUCAUGAAGACUUCUAUUGUCUCUUACUGUUGUAUUAGAUCCUAUAAAUUGAACUGAUUUUUCCAUAAGGAAAAUGCUUCUUUUGAGAUUAAUUCUAAUAAUGUAUUUGCUAUUCCAGUGGAGAGCCCACUGCAACUGCUAGGACUGAAAGCAGAGGCUGGGUGCCAGAGCACGUGAUUCUUACCAUCAUUUCCACAGACCCCUCUGCCCUGACCCUCCGGAUUGGAUGUAGGAAGCUGGGAAAGACUGAUGUUGUAUUUGGAAACUUGCGCUGAAAAUGAAGGCCCCAUAGUGCGUAGGAACAGUAAAGCCAGAGUGCUGACCUGUGUGUGUGUGUGUGUGUGUGUGUGUGUGUGUGUGUGUGUGUGUGCGCGCGCGCGCACCCUACACAUGUGUGGUACCUCACUGCUGCUGUCUAGGGAACUUGAGGGAUGCGUUUCAAGGGGUUGGGUAUUACUGACUAGCUUUGGCUCAAAAUAUAGCAGGACCAGGUCUUUUGUUGAUAAAUACUGUUUGUUGAUUAAUAUGUCAUUAAUGGUAUUUCUUUUUUACACUCUACAAGUGAAUUAGUCUCUUGUUGACCCCUCUUUUAGGAAUGUGCGUCGGGCUAGAUUAUCCAUGAGUUUCUUUAUUCCUAAUGCAGUUAGAAAGACCUUUCUCCUUGAGCUCUUUGACUCCCAGAAGGUCCCCCAGUCCCCAGUGUACUUAGAAAGGAUCUUGAACAUUGCUGGACAUCCUCAUAGUACUCACAAAGGGCUAGCCUUGAAUGUCACUCGCCCAGUCUUCAGUCUCCUGACUUAGAGAGAGAUACAAUCACGUCACAGGUCUCUUGGCCUCAAUCUGAAAACUGCUGCCGCCACGCCGAGGAGACUCGCAUGCCGCCACCACCUCACUGGGAGGGCGCCGAGCCCACCGUCGCCCCCUAGACCCUGACAGCUGCAGCUGCCUUGCCUUGCCGCCGCCUCCCUGCAGGGCCCCUGUUCCAAUGAAAAACAGAACACAAAAGAGCGGAGCACCUAAUCCUGUCUCUGCCUCCCUGUCUACCUGACUGGCCAGGGCCCGAGACCCCUGCUGCUCCACUGCGGGGCUGGGCGGGCUGACUCCCUGCUUCCUCCAAGCUGCUGCCUCCCCUGCAGCCAGGGUCUGGGCAGGGUGCAGCCAGUCCUCGGGGCACGCACCUUCCUUCAAGUGCACUGUGUGUGCUUCCCGGACCUGCGGCGAUGCCACGGGCCUGCCUUUUCUACGCGCCUCACUAGCUUACCACCCUGUGCAGGUAAUGCAACUGAUUUUGUCUCAUCAGUCUUUUUCUUUUCCCUGCCACCCUUUAUUUAUCAAGCAUAAUGUUACACUUUAAAGGACAGCAAAUAAGAACUUUGUAGAAUCCCACCAGGACUUUGCUAACAAUAAUGUUUGGAAAUGAAUAAAUGCUCUGAAAAAAUAUCAGCCACCAAAAUAGUUUUGUUGGCACUGUGUUCACACGCAUGGUCCCCACACCCCCAGGUUGGGUGGGUUUUUUUGUUUUUUUGGGUUUUUUUGGGGCUUUUUCAUGUUACAUCCAUAUCUGUAUUUAUAUCUUAUUUGUUUCACUUUCAAGUGUAUCAUGGCAAAUGUACAGAUUUUUUUUGUUAAUAAUGUGCUAGGAUUUGCUAAAAAAGAAAACAAACAAAAAAAAAACCCUUUUGAGUUUGCCCUAGAAUAAAUGAGACUUAAUUCAA
Messenger RNA from Nomascus leucogenys (northern white-cheeked gibbon), 8182 nucleotides. It is a transcript of the gene CLASP1, whose product is annotated as cytoplasmic linker associated protein 1. The record is from RefSeq and is a predicted model, not a curated record. The coding region runs from base 379 to 5106 and encodes 1575 amino acids. The transcript has 43 exons. Gene Ontology annotation, cellular component: microtubule organizing center; cytoplasmic microtubule; mitotic spindle. NCBI's taxonomy places the organism in Eukaryota, Metazoa, Chordata, Mammalia, Primates, Hylobatidae. Gene Ontology annotation, biological process: mitotic spindle assembly. Gene Ontology annotation, molecular function: microtubule binding; kinetochore binding.